This is a messenger RNA of Neofelis nebulosa (Clouded leopard), 1439 nucleotides long. RefSeq names its product zinc finger protein 830 (gene ZNF830). The coding region runs from base 32 to 1144 and encodes 370 amino acids. Gene Ontology annotation, cellular component: spliceosomal complex; nucleus. Gene Ontology annotation, molecular function: zinc ion binding; nucleic acid binding. The record is from RefSeq and is a predicted model, not a curated record. The transcript has a single exon. Lineage: Eukaryota; Metazoa; Chordata; Mammalia; Carnivora; Felidae. Gene Ontology annotation, biological process: mitotic DNA damage checkpoint signaling; nuclear DNA replication; mitotic DNA replication checkpoint signaling.
AGCCAGAAUCACCUUGGGUCAGGGCGCCAAGAUGGCGUCCUCGGCCUCCGCUCGCACUCCGGCGGGGAAGCGAGUGGUGAAUCAGGACGAACUGCGGCGCUUGAUGAAGGAGAAGCAGCGUCUGAGCACCAACCGGAAACGGAUAGAAUCUCCAUUUGCGAAGUACAACCGUUUGGGGCAGCUGAGCUGUGCCCUGUGCAACACCCCGGUGAAGAGCGAGCUCCUGUGGCAGACUCACGUCCUGGGAAAGCAGCACCGGGAGAAAGUGGCCGACCUGAAAGGCGCGAAGGAAGCCACCCAGGGUCCGUCCGCCAGCUCAGUGCCUCAGUCAGCCAAGAGGAAGGUGUCGGAGGCGGACGGUCAAGAUGCCAAAAGACCCAAGGCCUCCCCGCUGCCCCAGGUACAGCCCUCCACAUCCGCUUUGUCCACCAACUUUGACAAAGCAGGGAAGGAGUCCACUAGAGCGACCCUCAUUAAGGUUUCAGGACUCGGUUUACUCCCUGAUUAUGAAGAUGAGGAAGAGGAGGAGGAGGAGGAGGGAGGAGAAGGGAAAAGGGGAGACGCCGGCAAGCAGCCGCCCGAUGCACAGGGCAAGGAACACUCGCUUUCCUCCUCGAGGGAGACAACAAGUAGUAUGCUGCCAAGCGGCUUCUCGGAUACAAAUCCUCCCAAGGCCCCUUUAAUUCCUCAUUCAGGGUCAAUUGAGAAAGCAGAAAUACAUGAAAAAGUAGUGGAAAGGAGAGAAAACACAGCGGAAGCAUUACCGGAAGGCUUUUUUGAUGACCCUGAAAUAGACGCUAGGGUUCGAAAGGUUGAUGCCCCAAAGGAUCAGAUGGACAAAGAGUGGGACGAAUUUCAAAAGGCCAUGAGACAGGUCAAUACCAUUUCCGAAGCCAUAGUUGCUGAAGAGGAUGAGGAGGGACGGUUGGACCGGCAAAUUGGGGAGAUCGAUGAGCAGAUAGAAUGUUACCGUCGGGUGGAAAAGCUUCGGAAUCGCCAGGAUGAAAUUAAAAAUAAGCUUAAAGAGGUUCUGACUAUAAAAGAACUGCAGAAAAAGGAAGAGGAGAAUGUUGACAGCGAUGAUGAGGGAGAACUACAAGAUUUGUUGUCUCAGGAUUGGAGGGUAAAAGGGGCUUUAUUAUAGGGUUUCAAAGACCCAAAAUUUCUACACCCUCUACAGUGGUACCAAAAGUGCUGUCUCUGGAUAUGAUAUUGGUUACUUCAUGCCUAACUGGGUUGUUAAGAUACAAUGAACCUGUGAAGAUAGCACUUUGGAAAGUUCGUGUAAAAUAUUUUUGAGGUAAAGUUGUUUUUGAAAUUUUUCAAGUAUUACAUACUAUAUUGCCAACUUUUUACACAUUUACUCAAGUGUAUAAUUUUGAGUUAAGUCUGUAAGCUGUAACUGUUGUACAUAGUUAAAUAUAUAUUUACUUAAGUAA